UGCACGAAGAAAUGCUCAAGAAGUCUGAGGAAGAAAAAGCAGAAUUGCGUGAUCGCCUUAACACUCUGGCUGAGCGUCUUAAAUAUGUUGAAUUCGGAGCAAUGACAACAGAACAAUUCCAUCGUCAAUUGGAGUCAAAACUGAAUUUGGUUGUCGAGAAAUUUAAAACCGAAGCAAUGCACUCUGAUUUUGAAUGGAUGGGGAAUGAAAAUGUACAAUAUGCUAUACGUAAUUUUGAACAGAUGGCCAAAGUUAUUCUUCGAGAUGAACCUCAACUUGGAUAUUUAGUUGAACGAAUUUUAAAUGCAAUGAUUGGAAAACCAGACUCAUCGGACGUUAACAAGAAAUGCAGCGUAGAAUCGAAAGCGUUCGAGGAUUUUAAAACAACAAUGAGCGCAGAAAUUAAGUUAUUGAUAGAAGGACUUUAUGCCAAGCAAACUGAAGAACUUAAUAAAAAUGCAAACAAACUUGUGAGCUCCAUGGAAAAUGUUGAGCAGAAAGUUGAUGAAGGUGUAGUGAAACGGAUGCAUGAAUUAUACAAUUUAGUUCUUGGAAUUUACGACAGACAAGAUACCCUACGUGUAAUUGAUCAGAGCAUGGAUAUCAAAAUAGAAGAUCUUUUCCGUCUAUUUAGGACGAUCAAAGGUCAACUCGAUGUGAGAAAUGAAUCUGAUCGGAACGCUGAAGCUGCAAAUAUUUCUGAACAGAAACAUAAUUUAAAUGCGGUAUUAGCAUAUGUGGAGCAGCUUGGUGGUGAUCAGCUGGAACUUAAAGCUAGAGUACAAAACAUAGAACAACAUUGUGCCAAGCUUACAAAAGAUAUGUAUAACAAUCCUAUAACACCAGGGUCAUCUUAUUCUAUAGCCAAGGAAUUGCAGGAAACUGGAACACUUCAGGAUACACCAAAUUUUACACAGGAUUUGGAUAAGGAAAGUGAGAAUCGUGAUGAAGCAACAAAUGAAGCUGAAAAAGGUAAAUAA
Acanthocheilonema viteae is the source of this 980-nucleotide messenger RNA. The record is from the annotation of a GenBank genome assembly. Lineage: Eukaryota; Metazoa; Nematoda; Chromadorea; Rhabditida; Onchocercidae.